This is a messenger RNA of Chaetura pelagica (chimney swift), 3762 nucleotides long. RefSeq names its product myosin binding protein C, cardiac (gene MYBPC3). The record is from RefSeq and is a predicted model, not a curated record. Bases 1 to 3744 code for a protein of 1247 amino acids. Gene Ontology annotation, molecular function: protein binding. The transcript is spliced from 32 exons. Lineage: Eukaryota; Metazoa; Chordata; Aves; Apodiformes; Apodidae.
AUGCCAGAGCCUGCAAAGAAAACAGUUUCUGCAUUUACCAAGAAGCCGAAGACAACAGAGGUGCUGGCCGGAAGCACAGCUGUGUUUGAGGCAGAGACAGAAAAAGCUGGCAUCAAGGUGAAGUGGCAGAGAGCUGGCACAGACAUUACUGAAAGUGAGAAAUAUGGCAUCAAGGCAGAAGGAAACAAGCAUUCACUGACAAUCAAUAAUGUAGGAAAAGAAGAUGAUGUGACAUAUGCUGUAAUAGCUGGAAGUUCCAAGGUCAAAUUUGAACUCAAGGUCAAGGAACCAGGUACUGGGAACCGAGCCGCCCCGGCUGAAGCUACUCCAGCCCCAGCUGCCCCAGAGUUACUUGCUCAACCAGUAGAAAGCAGCCAAAAGACAGAAGUUGCACCUGUUGAGACUAAACCAGAAGAGCCUCUCGACCCUAUUGGGCUCUUUCUGACACGACCCCAGGAUGGAGAAGUUACUGUUGGUGGAAACAUCACAUUCACUGCCACAGUGGCUGGGGAAAGCCUGCUGAAGAAACCAUCAGUGAAAUGGUUCAAAGGGAAGUGGAUGGACCUGGGAAGCAAAGUGGGGCAACAUCUCCAGCUACAUGACAGUUAUGAUCGAAAUAAAAAGGUGUACACCUUUGAAAUGGAAAUCAUAGAAGCAAACAUGACUUUUGCAGGAGGCUACAGAUGUGAGGUGUCUACCAAGGACAAGUUUGAUAGUUCUAAUUUCAACCUGACAGUAAAUGAAGCACCAAUAACUGGAGACUUGGAUAUUCGCGCUGCCUUCCGACGCACGAGCCUGGCAGGAGGGGGCAGACGGAUGACUUCAGCCUUUCUCAGUACCGAGGGACAUGAAGAAGGUGGAGAGUUUAAUUUUAGUGCCCUGCUGAAAAAGAGAGACAGCUUUUUGCGCUCAUCAAAAGGAGGUGAAGCAAAAUCUGAAUCACAAUCUGAUGUUGAUGUCUGGGAAAUCCUGAGGAAAGCUCCUCCUUCUGAAUAUGAGAAAAUAGCUUUUCAGUAUGGAAUCACAGAUUUGCGUGGGAUGCUGAAACGCCUCAAACGCAUCAAGUCCCUAAUUAAAAAAUCAUUCUUAAUCUUAGCAUUCCUCAAGAAACUGGAUCCAGCUUACCAAGUGGACAAAGGGCAAAAGAUUAAAUUAAUGGUUGAAGUUGCCAAUCCAGAUGCUGAUGUGAAAUGGCUGAAGAAUGGACAAGAGAUCCAAGUGAGCGGCAGAUAUAUUUUUGAGGCUGUUGGGAAUAAGCGAAUACUGACCAUAAACCACUGUUCUCUGGCUGACGAUGCAGCAUAUGAAUGUGUGGUAGGGGAUGAGAAGAGCUUCACAGAAUUAUUUGUAAAAGAACCUCCAAUCCUUAUCACUCACCCACUGGAGGACCAGAUGGUGAUGGUUGGAGAAAGAGUGGAGUUUGAGUGUGAAGUGUCUGAGGAAGGAGCUACUGUGAAAUGGGAAAAGGAUGGGGUUGAGCUGACACGGGAAGAAACAUUCAAAUACCGAUUCAAGAAAGAUGGAAAAAAGCAGUAUCUAAUUAUUAAUGAGUCAACCAAGGAGGACAGUGGACACUACACUGUGAAGACCAAUGGUGGAGUAUCAGUCGCUGAACUAAUUGUACAAGAGAAAAAGCUGGAAGUUUACCAGAGCAUUGCAGACCUGACAGUGAAGGCACGCGACCAGGCAGUCUUCAAGUGUGAAGUUUCUGAUGAAAAUGUGAAAGGAAUCUGGUUGAAAAAUGGAAAGGAGGUGGUCCCAAACGAAAGGAUAAAGAUCUCCCACAUUGGCAGAAUCCAUAAGCUAACGAUUGAGGAUGUAACACCAGAUGAUGAGGCCGAUUAUUCCUUUAUCCCCCAGGGAUUUGCUUACAACCUUUCUGCCAAGCUUCAGUUUUUGGAGGUCAAGAUUGAUUUUGUACCAAGAGAAGAACCUCCCAAAAUCCACCUUGACUGUCUGGGCCAGUCCCCUGACACUAUUGUCGUGGUGGCUGGGAACAAAUUGAGAUUGGAUGUUCCCAUAUCAGGAGACCCAACACCCACUGUCAUCUGGCAAAAAGUAAACAAGCUUCUGUUUGAAUCUGAAGGCAGAGUUCGUGUGGAGAAGCAUGAAGACCACUGUGUUUUCAUCAUUGAAGGAGCAGAAAAGGAGGAUGAGGGAGUAUACAGAGUUACAGUUAAGAAUCCAGUGGGAGAAGAUAAGGCCGAUAUCACAGUCAAAGUUAUCGAUGUGCCUGACCCUCCGGAAGCUCCCACAAUCAGCAACAUUGGAGAAGAUUACUGUACUGUGCACUGGCAACCCCCUAAAUACGACGGUGGUCAACCAGUACUUGGCUAUAUUUUAGAGAGAAAGAAGAAGAAGAGCUAUCGAUGGAUGAGGCUGAACUUUGACCUUUUAAAAGAGCUAACCUAUGAAGCCAAGCGAAUGAUUGAAGGAGUAGUUUAUGAGAUGCGGAUUUAUGCUGUGAAUUCUAUUGGCAUGUCCCGGCCAAGCCCUGCCUCGCAACCCUUCAUGCCAAUUGCUCCUCCAAGUGAGCCAACCCACUUUACCGUGGAAGAUGUUUCUGACACCACUGUCACCUUGAAGUGGAGACCCCCUGAACGGAUUGGAGCGGGGGGAUUAGAUGGUUAUAUUGUGGAAUACUGCAAAGAUGGAUCUACAGAAUGGAUUCCAGCUCUUCCUGGCCUAACUGAGCGUACAUCUGCCCUGAUUAAAGACCUGGUCACAGGGGACAAACUACAUUUCCGUAUAAAGGCUAUAAACUUGGCUGGUGAGAGUGGGGCAGCGAUAAUCAAAGAGCCCGUUACUGUUCAAGAGAUCCUGCAGCGUCCGAAAAUCUGGUUGCCACGCCACCUCAGACAGACUCUGGUGAAGAAAGUGGGUGAGACCAUCAAUAUUGUGAUCCCUUUUCAGGGUAAACCAAGACCCAAAAUCAUAUGGAUGAAAGAUGGCCAAACUCUGGAUUCCAAAGAUGUGGGAAUUCGGAACAGCAACACGGACACAAUCCUUUUUAUCAGAAAGGCAGAGCUUCAUCACUCAGGAGCAUAUGAAAUCACUCUUCAGAUAGAAAACAUGACUGAUAAAGUUGCAAUAACAAUCCAAAUCAUAGACAAGCCUGGUCCUCCUCAGAAUGUAAAGCUUGUAGAUGUUUGGGGAUUUAAUGCAGCCCUGGAGUGGACACCUCCACAAGAUGAUGGCAAUGCACAGAUCUUGGGCUACACAGUCCAGAAAGCCGACAAAAAGACAAUGGAAUGGUAUACUGUUUUUGAUCACUAUCGUCGCACAAACUGUGUAGUGUCAGACCUGAUUAUGGGAAAUGAGUAUUUUUUUCGAAUCUUCAGUGAAAAUUUGUGUGGAUUGAGUGAAACUGCUGCAACCACCAAAAAUCCUGCCUACAUCCAAAAAACAGGCUCCACUUAUAAGCCACCUAGUUACAAAGAACAUGACUUCUCUGAACCUCCUAAAUUCACUCAUCCUUUAGUAAAUCGUUCUGUGAUUGCAGGAUACAACGCCACCCUCAGCUGUGCUGUAAGAGGAAUCCCCAAGCCAAAGAUAUUCUGGUACAAAAACAAAAUGGAUCUCUCCGGGGAUGCCAAAUACCGCAUGUUCAGUAAACAGGGUGUGUUGACCCUGGAGAUCCGGAAACCCACUCCAUUUGACAGUGGCUGUUACACCUGUAAAGCUGUUAAUGAGUGUGGUGAAGCUGAAAUAGAAUGCAGAUUGGAUGUCAGAGCACCUCAGUAAAACUCUGCAUCUCAAAUC